This is a messenger RNA of Drosophila subpulchrella, 2550 nucleotides long. RefSeq names its product cytosol aminopeptidase. Bases 553 to 2166 code for a protein of 537 amino acids. Gene Ontology annotation, biological process: proteolysis. Gene Ontology annotation, cellular component: cytoplasm. The record is from RefSeq and is a predicted model, not a curated record. The transcript is spliced from 2 exons. Gene Ontology annotation, molecular function: metalloaminopeptidase activity; manganese ion binding. NCBI's taxonomy places the organism in Eukaryota, Metazoa, Arthropoda, Insecta, Diptera, Drosophilidae.
AGAUUUCCCCGAGAGUAUUUCAAAAUUAUACCCAAAUAAACAUUUUAUGUAAAUUGUAUUUGUGCCGAACGUUAUUCGCGUUUUGGACUCUCAAAAUAUCGAGCAGUGCAAUCGACAGGAUCAGCAGGAGCUGUGUCGGUCAACAGACAGGGAUACACGACACUUCCAAGGAUCGCUACUUGAGUUCUCCAUUGGCAACGCACACAUUCGGAACCGCUUUCGAUUCCCCUCUUUCGGUCCACUGUUUUGACUUGCCGUUAAUAACAAAUUGUUCGGGUUGAUUUAGUCUUUCGGUUUUAAACAAGGAAAGCAGACGCAUUUCUUUUGUUUUAUUUUUUACAACACAUUUUGAGUUAUCAAAUGAAAUAUUUUUGAACAUAUUUUUUUGGACACUUGACAAAACUUCCGAACGGUGGAGACUCAAAAUUGUUUGAUCCAGUUUUAGAGACCAACAUACCACACUACAGACAAAAAGCAGUUGUCAAAAUUGUGCAUAAAACAUAAAGAUCGUAUACACAGUCGUAGAUAUAAUAAUAGAUCGUGUUAAACAAUAUGCGUGGACAACUGUUGCUGAAGGGACCGGCAUUGGCCAGGAGUUUGAGCCGAGUUCGAGUGAGUGUGGUGCCGACGUGUCAGAUUGGAUCGGUUCGCCAUGUGACCGCCGGCUGUGGAGCUGGAGAUGCCGUGAAGGGCGGCAAGGGAAUCGUAUUGGGUCUCUACGAGAAGGAAUCGGGCAAGGGACCUCGACUCACACCCGCCGGCGAGAAAUUCGACGAUCGUGUCCAGGGCAAAUUAUCGGAAUUGGUCUGCGAGACGAAAUUGACAGGACGUCUGGGUCGCGGCAAGGUCUUCAAUAAUGUGGACAACGAUUUCCGUUCGAUUUGCGUGGUCGGAGUUGGCCUCGAAGGCAUAGCCUUCAAUGAGCUGGAAAUGCUGGACGAGGGCAUGGAGAAUGUGCGCAUAGCCGCCGGCAUUGGAGCCCGAUCACUGCAGAGUAUUGGUUGCUCGGAGGUGCAUGUGGACAAUAUGGACUAUGCCGAACAGGCCGCCGAAGGUGCCGCUCUGGCCAUUUGGCGGUACGAGGAGAAUCUGGCCAAGAAGUAUCGCAGCACUAUACCGAAACUGGAGCUACAUGGUUCACCGGAUGUCGAAUCCUGGACUAGGGGCCUCUUCAAGGCGGAGGCACAGAAUUUGGCCAGAAGACUUUCCGAUGCCCCCGCCAAUUGUAUGACACCGACCAUUGUGGCCCAGGCUGCCGUGGAUGCCCUGUGUCCUUGCGGCAUCACCGUGGAGGUUCGAACUAUGGAAUGGAUUGAACAGCAGCAUCUGAAUUCCUUCCUCAUGAUUGCCAAGGGCAGCUGUGAGCCACCCGUUCUCCUGGAGGUGGCCUAUUGCGGUACUGCCCCCGAGGAUAAACCCAUACUGCUGGUGGGCCAAGGCAUUACCUUCAAUUCCGGUGGUAUCAACCUGCGUCCUUGCAAGGGAAUGGAUGAAUUCCGGGGGGAUCUCACCGGUGCUGCUUCAAUUUUGGCCGCCAUGCGAGCGGCUGCCGCCUUAUCCUUGCCCAUCAAUAUUACGGCCGUGAUACCACUCUGCGAAAACCUACCCUCCGGAAUGUCCUGCAAGCCGGGCGAUGUGGUAACCCUACUGAAUUCCAAAUCCCUGGCCGUGCGAAAUAUCAGCAGAACGGGUGUGGUGGUCAUCUCGGAUCCCAUGCUAUAUGGUCAGAUUACGUACAAACCGCGACUCGUUGUGGAUGUGGGUUCCAUGUGCAAGGGUGUCAAGAAGGCGGUGGGCGGUGGAGCCACUGGAAUCUGGUCGAACUCACAUUACAUCUGGAAACAAUUCCAGAGGGCUGGAUCCUUGACCGGCGAUCGCCUGUGGCGAUUCCCCCUGUGGCGGUACUACAAGGAUCGUGUGGCCGAACACCUGAGCUUCGAUCUUCUGAACGAUGGCGAGGGCUAUGCCUCAUCCUGUCUGGCAGCUGCUGUCCUCCAUGAACUCGUGCCCUGCAGCGAUUGGGCCCAUCUGGACACCUAUGGCACUGGACUGCUGAGCACCUACGGACUGAUACCCUAUCUCACUGCUGGAAGGAUGACGGGCAGGCCCACAAGGACACUGGUGCAGUUCCUCUACCAAAUCGCCUGUCCCGAACAGCCCAAAUAGGUUAUGUUCGAUCUGUUCGAUGUAGGCUAUGAAGACUACGAUUACGUUUUGGUUGAUUCUUUGACAGGCGACUCUUGAGACCCCGGGUAUUGGAUGUUUGGCUUCAAGUGUAUAUGUAUAUAUCGAGAUAUGAGAUGGUGUUGAGAUGAUAUGCAACCCAUCGUUUUUAGCUGUUGACCGACGUCCCAGGACCAGGGACCAGACCUCGUUCAAUGUUUGUAUUUAAUGUUCAUGACUCGGCCGCAUCCCGGGGCUGAGUUGGCUGGCAAAGAUUGUCUCGAGUCCAAAAAUCUCUAAAUUGACACAGAUAAAUCAUUGUAUCACUCACUUCUUAUCCCUUUCGGCUGUCAACCAGAUGUAAUAAAUUGUAGGGUCAUUCAAGAA